This is a messenger RNA of Cyprinus carpio (common carp), 3071 nucleotides long. Its product is annotated as prokineticin receptor 1b. Gene Ontology annotation, biological process: neuropeptide signaling pathway. Lineage: Eukaryota; Metazoa; Chordata; Actinopteri; Cypriniformes; Cyprinidae. Gene Ontology annotation, molecular function: neuropeptide receptor activity. Gene Ontology annotation, cellular component: membrane. The record is from RefSeq and is a predicted model, not a curated record.
UUACAUAUAUAAACUUUUAAGUUGACUUUUGAGGAAAUUUUAAUCUAACUGCCUGGACUAUGUUGAGAGGAAAAACACGAGCCUGUGGGCUUUUUUUCCCCAAAAUGUGCCAAAGAUGCUUGCAUGCUGAAUGUUCUUAUGCAUGUAAUCAAAAAGGUCUUAAUGUUCCUUUAAUAGUGUGUAUUAAUAGUGUAAAUAGUGUGACCUAUUGUGUUAUUCAAGGUAAAGCUUAAAUUACUGUAGGUAAGAUAAAUCACUUAUGACAAGAAUUUGGUAAGUGUUCAAACUUAUAUGUCUUAGAUAAAAAAAAAAAAAAGUCAACUAUAGGUUAUGCCCUUCACAAUUGGUAAUGACUAGGGGCAGUCUCUGACAAGCAAUUUAAGAAUGCAAGUUUAUUGCCAUAGUCUAAAGCAGACACAACUGUUUCUGUUUGCUACUAGAAAGCUCUUCUCAGCAUCGUCCAAUAGGGUUUUGAAAUAAAGGUAUACAAUAUUAUUUUAGUUUCCAAAUAAAUCACAGAAAUAUGCUGCAUUUAGUUUUUUUACUGUAUUAGACUGUGAAAUCAUUUAACAGGGUUACUACAGAAAUAUACUAUAUUUCUGGUUUACACACUACUACCGUAAAGUCAUUUUACAUAUGAAUACCGUAAAAAUAACGGUAUACUGCUGGCGUCUCUGCUGCCAGCUCUUUACUGUUAUUUUACAGGAAAUUUUUUACAGUGAAAUUAUCUGCGAUAAAAUGUUAAAUAUAUUUGCUAUCCGUGCUACAUUUGUUUGUGCAGUUUUUUGGAUGCAAACAAAACAAUAUAUUAUUUACCAAGAGAUUUGGUUGUAUGGACUCAUUUUGAUAAAACACUUCUGGUAAGUAUCAUUGAGCAUUUAUAUUAAAUAUUUUACUAGUGCAAGCACUCAUAAGCUCAUAAAGGAACUCGCAAAGUUUACCUCACAUGUGAGACUGCAGCGAACGUGGCUUUGUGCGAAAUGUAAUUUAAAAAUAAAUGACCGAUAUCUUUUUCAUCUUUGAUCUAAGUAUUGUUGUGUGGGUCUAGUGUGUUUAUGCUGCAGAAAACUGAAGAGCAACACUACAGUCCUCCAACAAACAGAUUAGGAAGAGGAGGAUGAUGGCGGUCCAGUAUAUACAAAGAGAAAGAGGCUAAAUUAACCAAGAGAAGUGUCAUCGCUGAAGGAAUGGCAGACGUUACUCAGACACCUGUGAACACAGCAGUGUUUGGAGUCCAAGACAGUGAAAUCAUCUUUAUUAUACUCCUGACUGGACUAGCAAGGAGCAUUAGAGCCAAUGAGAAAAACUCAGAAGAAGAUACUUUGAAGAAUGCUGGUAAUCAAACCCAACAAGUUUGUCAGAAGGUCAGACGGCAGAGGACGAGCAAACUACUUACAAACUGAGCUUUUAAAUGAAGUACUGCAUGCAGCUGAUGUAAUUUGCCAUAUUGCAGAGGCUCUUGGAUUUGCGCGACACUGUAAUUUAGUGAAAGACGCGUCACACCUGCACAACGAACAGCCGGGAGGAAUCCGCGCUCGAGGACUGAAGACGUCAAUGAUCUGACUUUCACAUUUGCCACAAGAGGGAGAGAGAAUGCUGAUGUGUGUGAAGGACUCGCGCGCUGCACACAUCUGCAUGUGAAUUACACAGAUGAGACUGAUGAAACAUCACACACCGGUGACAAUGACAAGCGUCUCUCAACUUCUGAAAGUCGAAGACAAGAACAUUCCUGGGUCAUGACCACUGACUGCUAGAAAAAGACUAGUGAACUUUGCGACCCCUUUUGAAACCAAUCAGAAAUCAGCAGCGCUCACAGGCUUCUCUCGAAUUCUCUGUCAUGGAGGACGCAAACAUCACUCACUUGGCAGCCAUCUUCGUAAACCCUCAUAGUCAGGUGCCCGUUCUGGACGUUCACGACACUUACACAGACUUCUACGACAUGGACUAUGGUGUUCCUGCAGAGGAGAUGCCGGACACCACGCAAGGACUGGCCUACUUUGUGGCCACCAUCGUCAUCGGAGCCGUGCUCGUCUGCAUCAUUCUGGUGUGCGGCUUCGGCAACUUCCUCUUCAUAGCCACUCUGGCCCGAUAAAAACUCAGGAACCUCACCAACCUGCUGAUCGCCAACCUGGCCAUCUCCGACUUCAUAGUGGCUGUGGUCUGCUGCCCUUUCUUGAUGGAUUAUUACGUGGUCAAGCAGCUCUCCUGGGAUCAUGGGAAAGUGUUGUGUGCCUCUGUCAACUACCUCAGGACUGUCUCUCUCUAUGUGUCUACCAAUGCCUUACUGGCCAUCGCCGUUGACAGGUAUAUGGCCAUUGUUCAUCCCUUGAGGCCCAGAAUGAAGCACCAGACAGCAUACUGUCUCAUAACUGGGGUGUGGAUUGUCCCAGUGCUCAUUUCUAUUCCCUCUGCGUACUUUGCGUCCGCAACCAAAGUCCCCAAUGGAGCCAACCGCAGCAAGACCUUCUGUGCCCAGAUCUGGACGGUGGACCAGCAGCUGUACUAUCGCUCAUAUUUCCUGUUUAUCUUUGCCGUGGAGUUUGUGGGCCCAGUGCUCACCAUGGCCCUGUGCUAUCUGUGCAUCUCCAGAGAGCUCUGGUUCAAGAGUGUGCCAGGUUUCCAAACGGAGCAGAUCCGCAAACGCCUGCGCUGCCGGAGGAAAACUGUCAUGGUGCUGAUAGGCAUUCUCACAGCGUACAUCCUCUGCUGGGCUCCAUACUAUGGCUACACCAUCCUGCGCGAUUUCCACCCCACAUUCAUCUCCCGAGAGAGGAACUCCCUGGUGGCUUUCUACAUUAUCGAGUGCAUCGCCAUGAGCAACAGCAUGAUCAACACGUUCUGCUUCGUCAGUGUAAAGAACAACACUGUCAAAUAUUUCAAAAGGAUCGUUCUCCUUCGCUGGAAAUCCACCUACACCUCAAGGAAGAGCGCAGAUGAGACAGACAUCAAUCCCCAACUGACCGAAUGUAGAAAGGGAGCUGAGCUGAGUGGUUUUAAUGUCACCCAUAUUACAGAUGAUUAAAGUGAACUGAUGAUGCUGCUUAUGGACAUUGUUCUGCAGGUGAAUAUCG